Messenger RNA from Fusarium vanettenii 77-13-4, 1284 nucleotides. RefSeq lists its product as uncharacterized. Lineage: Eukaryota; Fungi; Ascomycota; Sordariomycetes; Hypocreales; Nectriaceae. The transcript is spliced from 4 exons. Gene Ontology annotation, molecular function: DNA-binding transcription factor activity, RNA polymerase II-specific; transcription cis-regulatory region binding; zinc ion binding. Gene Ontology annotation, biological process: positive regulation of transcription by RNA polymerase II. The coding region runs from base 1 to 1284 and encodes 427 amino acids. The record is from RefSeq and is a predicted model, not a curated record. Gene Ontology annotation, cellular component: nucleus.
AUGUCUCAAGCAAAAGUGACACGGCCUCGGCAUGGACUGCGUGGCAUCAGGCGGGACCGGGACUGUCGGAGUUGCAAGUCUCGCGGAGUCAAGUGCGAUCUGAACAGACCGCGAUGCCUGCCAUGCGUCCAGUCAGGGCUGACUUGUGGCGGGUAUCCGCAGAGAGUCGUCUGGGCGACUAGCAAGACACCCGUCACACCAACCAUUCUGUCAGUCAAGAGAAGACCGGGCCUGGCGCCAGAAUUGUCGGGCAUGGAACGCACGGCAUCUCCUCAAAGCUUGCACACGGGGCCACACGGCCAUCAGAGCACAACCAAACACCCCCAGCACCAGUUCGCCGACCGUCUCUCAGCGUGGUGCACUGAAUUGAGGCUCUCUGGGGCCGUUAACGGCGAUGAGCGACGACACUGGACUCGCCCGCAUUAUGUCGAUGCCCUUGCGAGCCUGAACCAGGUACUUGAGCAUGCCAACCCAGUUGCGUUUCUCGGCAUCCUCGUUCUCGCCUAUUUUGAGGUUCUUUCAACCAGCGCAUUCGGCGAAUGGCAAUUUCACCUUCAAGGCGCACGCUCGCUCUUGGACCAUCAUUGUCAGAGCCGCGAAGACAUUGAGCGGCUUGGGCCCCCGAUUGGAAACCUUCCUGAGAUGAUUGCCUACUUCGCCUGGUGGGAUGUAGCCGGCGUCGUAGUCAGGCAUCUCGGCGGUAGUCGAGCUGAGUCGCAUGGGCGUCUUAUCUUUCUUGACUGGCACCGCGCCCUCAUAGGAGCCGACUUUUUCGACACAGUUGGUUGUCCGCCAGAGAUAUUCCAGCUGUUCGUUUCCUUGGCCAAAUCUGCUAGCACAUCACACGAGAUCAGCGAGGAAGAAGCUCUCAUUGCUGAACAAGGCCGACACGUGCUAGCCAUGCAACAGCUCCUACAACUGGGACUCGUCGCGGAUGAUCAGGGGUUGUGCAGAGACACAUGGAGAUGCGCGGCGGUGAUAGCUCUUCUUACGUGGGACAGCCCAUCUCAGUCUACCGACGAUCUAACGGCCGAUUUCCGAGAGAAGGCAUUAACUUCUGCUGUGGACAGGAUCUGCAGGGGAAUCUCUUCUGUCCCCCUGACAUCAAGGUUAUACAUGCACAUGGCCAAACCUGCAUUUUUGGCCGGUAUCAACGCCACAUCUUUGACUCAGUGUGACGUUAUACGUGAAUACUGGCGCAACCUUCAAGCGGAUGGCGCCCCGAGGCAUCUUGGGGCUCUGGCUCAGUGCGAGGAGAGAUGGAAGAAUAUCCCUAGAGCCUAA